Arabidopsis lyrata subsp. lyrata is the source of this 2101-nucleotide messenger RNA. RefSeq names its product protein NRT1/ PTR FAMILY 8.1. Gene Ontology annotation, cellular component: membrane. Bases 177 to 1889 code for a protein of 570 amino acids. NCBI's taxonomy places the organism in Eukaryota, Viridiplantae, Streptophyta, Magnoliopsida, Brassicales, Brassicaceae. Gene Ontology annotation, molecular function: tripeptide transmembrane transporter activity. Gene Ontology annotation, biological process: oligopeptide transport; transmembrane transport. The transcript has 5 exons. The record is from RefSeq and is a predicted model, not a curated record.
UAUUUCUUUGGAUAUAUAAAGGUGGACCAGAGCUCUAAAACUUUGUAUAAGCUCAUGCUCAUUAUUACUCUGAGAAGUGCCGUGUAAUUCCUCGGCCACUCCUUUCUCUCUUUACUCGUUCAGAAAAAUAUCUUCUUGGCUCUCGCCGCUGAUUCAGCUGCCGCCGACAAAGGAAUAUGGAAGAAAAAGAUGUGUAUACGCAAGAUGGAACGGUCGAUAUUCACAAAAAUCCUGCAAACAAGGAGAAAACUGGAAAUUGGAAAGCUUGCCGCUUCAUUCUCGGCAAUGAGUGCUGUGAGAGAUUGGCUUACUAUGGCAUGGGCACUAACCUUGUGAAUUACCUUGAGAGUCGUUUGAAUCAAGGCAAUGCUACAGCUGCAAAUAACGUCACGAAUUGGUCUGGAACAUGUUAUAUAACUCCUUUGAUUGGAGCCUUUAUAGCUGAUGCUUACCUUGGACGAUAUUGGACUAUUGCAACCUUUGUUUUCAUCUAUGUCUCCGGUAUGACUCUUUUGACAUUAUCAGCUUCAGUUCCUGGACUUAAACCAGGUAACUGCAAUGCGGAUACUUGUCAUCCGAAUUCGGGUCAGACGGCUGUUUUCUUUGUUGCCCUUUAUAUGAUUGCGCUUGGUACUGGCGGUAUAAAGCCGUGUGUUUCGUCCUUUGGAGCGGAUCAGUUUGAUGAGAAUGAUGAGGCUGAGAAGAUCAAGAAAAGUUCUUUCUUCAACUGGUUUUACUUCUCCAUUAAUGUUGGAGCUCUCAUUGCUGCAACUGUUCUUGUCUGGAUACAAAUGAACGUUGGUUGGGGGUGGGGUUUCGGUGUUCCAACAGUCGCGAUGGUUAUCGCGGUUUGCUUUUUCUUCUUGGGAAGCCGUUUUUACAGGCUUCAGAGACCUGGAGGGAGUCCGCUUACUCGGAUCUUUCAGGUCAUAGUUGCGGCUUUUCGGAAGAUGCGUGUUAAGGUUCCAGAGGACAAGUCUCUGCUCUUUGAAACCGCAGAUGAUGAGAGUAACAUCAAAGGUAGCCGGAAACUCGUGCACACAGAUAACUUAAAGUUUUUCGACAAGGCAGCGGUUGAGAUUCAAUCCGAUAGCAUCAAAGACGGGGAAGUGAAUCCGUGGAGACUAUGUUCUGUUACUCAAGUUGAAGAACUUAAGUCCAUAAUCUCACUUCUUCCAGUUUGGGCCACUGGAAUAGUCUUCGCCACAGUGUACAGCCAAAUGAACACAAUGUUUGUCUUACAAGGAAACACAAUGGACCAACACAUGGGGAAAAACUUUGAAAUCCCAUCAGCUUCACUUUCACUUUUCGACACGGUAAGUGUACUCUUCUGGACUCCCGUCUAUGAUCAGUUCAUUAUCCCGUUGGCAAGAAAGUUCACACGCAAUGAACGAGGCUUCACUCAGCUUCAACGUAUGGGUAUAGGUCUUGUGGUCUCCAUCUUUGCCAUGAUCACUGCAGGAGUCUUAGAGGUUGUCAGGCUUGAUUAUGUCAAAAGUCACAAUGCAUAUGACCAAAAACAGAUCCCAAUGUCGAUAUUUUGGCAAAUCCCGCAGUAUUUACUUAUUGGUUGUGCAGAAGUUUUCACCUUUAUAGGUCAGCUUGAGUUUUUCUAUGAUCAGGCUCCUGAUGCCAUGAGAAGUCUCUGCUCUGCUUUGUCAUUGACCACGGUUGCGUUGGGGAACUACUUAAGCACAGUUCUUGUGACGGUUGUGAUGAAAAUAACGAAGAAGAACGGUAAACCGGGUUGGAUACCGGAUAACUUGAACAGAGGCCAUCUUGAUUACUUUUUCUACUUGUUGGAAACUCUCAGUUUCCUCAACUUCUUAGUGUACCUUUGGAUUUCAAAACGCUACAAAUACAAGAAAGCUGUGGGUCGAGCACAUUGAUGAAGAAACUGGUGUCAAAGAGAUUUGGAGUUAAAAAUGCUUGUUUAGCUUUGGUUUGAUAAGUGUUUUGCUUGUAAAUGUUUAUAUAUGUGGUCUAGUUGUUGUUGGUGAUUUAGGUUUGUUUUGGUUUUGCUUAUGUAUUUCUGAAUACUUCCACUUAUAUGUGAAAUGCUUACUUGAUUAAGAAAAAGACUGGGACUUAUUCCGAUGAA